CUGCUUCCAUCGGCAUUCUCUCCAUCGGGGACAUGGGCUUGGGCAUUGCGAGGUUGCUCCAGGCCCAUUCGUGUCACGUCCUCACCUCGUGCGCCGGCCGCAGCCCAGCCACCCGCAAGCGCGCUGAGUCUGCCUCGAUCGAUAUCUUACCGGACGACAUCAGCCUUGUGAACCGUUGCGACUACAUCCUCUCCAUUGUCCCACCUCGAGAUGCCAAGGCAACCGCCGAGCGAAUCAUAGCUGCAUACAGGCAAGGUGCCCGACAGCCUGAUGGUAACCCACUGUACUUUUUGGAUCUGAACGCCAUUUCUCCUACCUCAGUGCGUGCUAUUGAGUCACGUAUCAAUGAAGAAACACCAGCUAUUCGUUUUAUCGAUGGCGGAAUUAUUGGCUCUCCGCCUAGUCGGAUCAGUAAAGGCAAUGAUCUGAGUUCCUGGAAACGGCCCAGCAUUCCCAUCUCUGGCCCGCACGCACUUGACAUCGCGCCGGUCAGCGGGCAAAAUAUUGCUUCCGUCCUCAACACCAAGUACUUGGGACCCACUAUCGGCACGGCAAGUGGUUUGAAAGCCUCUUUUGCAUCCCUUACCAAGGGCUUCACGGCCCUGGCCAUUCAGUCCUUCAGUACAGCGGAACAAAUGGGCGUUUUACCAGAGUUAAAAGAGCAGUUGCAGGAGUUUUUUCCGGCACUGGGAGAACGGGCCGCUAGCGGAUUAGUAGGAAUGCCUAAGAAGGCGUAUCGUUGGGUUGGCGAGAUGAAUGAAAUUGGAGAGACGUUUCGGGACGACGGAGGUUGGUCUGACGCCAACGUCUUUGACAACAUUGCAGAAGUCUAUCGCGUCGUAUCGGACACCAAGCUAGGUGAUCAGUAUGCCGAAGGGAAGAAAGACCUUGAUGAGGUUGUUGAAGGCCUAGUCGAAGGAUUGGAUCGGAAGCCAUAGCUGAUGUCGUAACUUUCAUCUACGGUGAAGGUUCGUAUGCUUUGAGGGUACUUGGACUAUGAUGUUUGAAAGCAUCUGAAAGUUUAACCAAUUCAUAGUUAUUCGACCCAGCGACAAGUAGACGACAAGAAUCAAACAAAAAGUUUAAGGAUCGAGAUUACGCAGGAGCAAAACACUUUCUUUAAGGACCCAGAGAAGACGAGCACAGCAACGAAAAAGCAAAACAAAGCAUUCCGCAAAGCUUAUCAUGAUGUCAAACCAGCAAAGAGACGUUCGCGUCGCCGAUUGGUCCCAGGUCACUUUAUUCCUCAUCGAAACCAAUCAAGUUAAUACAGCUUGCUUGUCUCAGUCACCACCGAUCGAGAUUCACCGUCUAGCGAGAAAGGAAUGAUAUAAGCAGUCUCUAUAGAGUAUUCCUUAUCUAGAUACAUACCUAAAUUAGCUAUAAGCCUAAAAUUUUAUGAACCCAGAUAAUUUGCCCA
Molecule: messenger RNA, 1420 nt
Organism: Aplosporella prunicola CBS 121167
Lineage: Eukaryota; Fungi; Ascomycota; Dothideomycetes; Botryosphaeriales; Aplosporellaceae
Exons: 1
Coding region: 33-938 (301 amino acids)
Molecular function (GO): oxidoreductase activity
Source: RefSeq, a predicted model, not a curated record